CCAUGCAUGGUGAGUUAGCAGCCAGAGAGGAAGGAGGAUGAGGAAGUGGUUGGAUCAGAGGACUGGACAAGAUGAUGAUGAUGUCGCCGCCUGCUGUGAUGCACCAGCAGCUUCCAGGAGAGUGCUAGCUGGACCCCCAGACUCCGGUCAUUCCUGACAAUGAGAUGGGUAACUGCUGGGCUUACUGCGUGGGGCUCUUCAGGAGGGAAGCCAACAGGAUCCAGAGAGGAGGCGGGUCAAAAUACUUCAGAAGUUCUACUACAGGAGAGCAUUACACAAUAGAGUUUGAAAAUCUGGUAGAAAGUGAUGAGGCUGAGAGCCCAAAGCCCUGUCCGAGGCCCAUCAAUGAAGAUGAGCUCAGUCACCUCAGAGAACACCGCUACGCUGCUAUCUCCGACAAACAAGUCCUCAUCGACCAAAAGCUACAAGUUGAGUUAGAGGCACAGGAGGAGAAGUUAAGGCUAGAAGAGGAGGCUAGAAAUGCCGCCCAGCGCGAGGCCGCCAGGCUGGCUCGUGAACGAAAAAUGAAGGAGCUGUACGCUCAGAAGACGCGGGGGAAAGCAGACGGCUCGGGCGCCGAGACGCAGCAGAGAAAACAAGCCUCUGGGGAGGAUUUCGACGUCUACCUGCAGAACGUGAAAGCCCAGUCGGAUGCUUUUAGGAGCAACAGACUUUCCUCUGAAGCAAACGCAGUGACGCCCAACACGGACUACAGCUGGGAUUUCACCACCAAGACUCGCUCCACCAACGACGACGGGACCUCUCUCGAUUUAGAGUGGGAGGAUGAGGAAGGAAUCAACCGAACUCUGCCGGCCUGGGAACGGUCUCGGACCGAGGAGGACAUCUUGCGGGCGGCCCUGCGGCCAGGCAGCAAACAGGUGACCAGCGGGCCCACCUCGGCCUCCGAGGACUCCAACGCUCUGGAGUGGGAGAACGAUUUUGUGAGCACUCACCCGGAGGACGGUGGCGACGCCGAAUUCGAAGGGUUCGUCAACCCCGUCCUGGACACCCCCUCAGAGGACGCCUCGGACUCUGGCCUCAGGGCGGAGAACCAGGACAGAUAGUGUCCGGCACCAAAGGAGACCUCACCAGCUUUUGCCUCAUGAAUCCGAAAUGUCACUUCGUCGUAAUCCGUAAAGAAUCUCUGAUGCUGGAGAAAUUUGGUAAUGGAUCCAACAUGGUAGAGUCUAAAGACAAAUUUUUUUUUCUCAAACGUGUUUUCAGUGCCUUCAUCUGCUACAAUAUUUGACCAUUGAGCAUUGUAACUGUCCUUCCUUUUACCGUUUUAAACAUUGUUCAGAAAGUGCUGCUUUCUUUUUUUUUUGAUGAUGAUGAUCAGUGCUUGAGUCACCGAACUGAAUCCAGAUUGUUGGCAGGAAACUUUAACAUGACCGCUAACUGUAAAACCAAACAGAUGCUUUAGGAGAACAAAGUGUUGGUUUAGCUAACAGAAAGACAAAGUGUCACUUUUACAUCUCAGUGUCUGGGGACCAAAUGCAGCAAUGAGUCCAGGUGAGCGUCACGCAGGUUUUUUUAUUAUGCAUACAAAGGGAAUAUCUAGAAGUCAUAAUUUUACCCUCUCAAUUUUAUCUAAUUCAGUAAAACAAAAAAACUGCAGCCUCUAUUCUAGCAAUACAGUUUAAAUCAGAUUCACACGGAAAGUAUCAGACUAAACCUUUCCUGAUUUAGGUAAGUGCAGAAUACCAGAAUUAUUUACAAAAAAAUCCCCCAAAAAUGUCAAAAAGUUGGGACAUAAUUUUACUUGGCUUUUAAUAAACUGCAUGACUUGGGUCAAACCUUUUGUGGCCGUUUCCACAAAAUUCCCACAAUAGUUUUACUGGAAUUCUUGCUCCAUUCCUCCUGAUAGAACUGGUUGCCAUGCCAGCACGUUUACUGUCUUGUCCUUAAGCCGUUUUGUAACUAAUCUGGCAGUAUGCUUAGGAUAAUAACUCACUUGCACCUUAACUUUCUCUUCUCUGAUGACGAGACGUUGCUUCAGCUUUUCCACAUGGAUGCUUUUUUUUCCUCACACCUUACCAUCUGUUUUGUAAAGCGCACCAGCCCCUCCUGCAGUAAACAAAACCCCACUCACACAUGCUUAUAAACUUCCCACUUUCCCCUCAAAAUUUUAUCGGUGAUCAUUUAGGCCAAAAAUACUUGUACCGAUUUUCGUUUCAUCCCCAGGACAUUAAAAACCGGAUCCGUUUGUUCCUGUAAUUUGUUCCUGAGUGCAUUUUGCGAGCUGUACUCUGGGUUUUUCCGUUUGGAUUUGGGAGUCGUGGGCUCUUCCUCUCUGCUCUUCCUGUCUGCCUGGCUCUUCAGCAGGUGUCGGUACGCGACUCGUUUGGCUGCAGGCUGUGUCGCUCGGUCACUGGCUUCAGUCAGCAUCUUCAGAACGUCCGUUGCUUUUGCCGUGGAGUCGAUGUGCAUAUUUAGUACGAAAACAUGUUUCAAGGUAUCUGUAGAUGCGUAUAACUAUUUCAACCUAUUAUUUAUCCGGGAAGAAAAUCGGUCGAAUCAACAGAUGUAAAAAUCGCUGCACUACAAGGAAGAUUGUGUUUUACAUCUGACCAAGUACAUUUAAAAAAAGACUGGACUGCUCCUGCUACAAUGUAGGUAACUGCAUUUAGUCACGCUUUCAAAUUUAUUGGCAUUCAUUGAUUGAAAGGAGUAACAAAAAAAUAACAAUACGGAUGGUUUUGAACUUUAUAAAUUAGAAUUUAUUAUAAUUCUUAUAUGAAAUGUAUCACGAUAAGCGAUACGAUAAACGCCCACACCUACUUUCAAAGUGAGUAUGCCUCGAGGAUUCUUAGAUGAUUUAACCUACAAAUGUUCGUAUUUCAGGACAACCUGUGCGCAAAACAAUCUGAUUGCAGUGCCGUAUGGAAUCCUGGCAGUUGCAUGAAUACAUCUCUAGAAAUUGCAGGACGACGCCCAGAUUACACUCAGCACGACAGAACAUGGAGGCAGAACCUUACAGAUGUCUCAAAGUUCUGAAAAGUAAAUCAAAAAGUCAGCAAUUUCCAUAGACAUUUUUAGGGGUUUUUUUCUCGCUCUGUAUGCAAUCUUUGAGACGCGUUCAGCAUCCGUGCGUGCCGCAUGUUAGCCAGCUCCAAUCAGACACGGUGUACCGACGGUGCAUGCGUUCUUCACGAAGAAGAAGCUCUGCUGUUGACUGCGACCUCUAAUCAGAAGCUCCGAAUGUUGGAACCAUCAAAUAUGAAAUUCUGUUCAUCUUAAAUGUUUUUGUUGUUGUUGCUAUUAUGGCAGUAUAUUCUGAAAAAUCUGACGCGAAGCAGGAUUCUCAAGCUAGCCUCUUUUAAGAUGACAUCAAAAAUCCAAAGAGCAAUUUAUUAAUAUCUAAUGCCAAAGUGAAUUGCAAAAUCUACAUGGGAAGGCAAAUCAUUUUUAGAGUGGUGAACAUCGAAACUGGACUUAAAACUUCCACUAAUCCGAUUCCUGUGAUGUGUGGGCAGUAGAGGUGCACCGAUGCCAUUUUUUUUCUGGCCAAUUGUUGAUCUUUAAAAAGCCGAUUUUAACUGAUGUCAAUUUUCCUUUUUUUUUUAAAUAAAAAAAUUUACUUUUUGUUUUGAAAGUCAAUCUCGCACGUAAAUAUCGGGUGGACCCAACCGGCCGGUCACCCAAAAUUAAGGAAGUUUGUGCCCGGUUCAUCAGUGCACCCCUAGUUAACAGUAAUGCUGUUGGUGUGUCCAAAUUUGUUGUAAACAAGUUGGCCAACAAACUGAUCAUAACUGUUUGUUAUAUUAUCACAAGAGGUUUUGUUUAGUUUUCACUUUGAUCACUUUCUUUGCUUGUUUUAGAGGAUCUUGAAACCUUAAACUCUCAUGUCGACUGGUGGAGGGAGACGAUGACCUGGGGAAUGUGUAGAAGACACAAGUUUAUUUUCAGACUUUUAAAAAAAAAUCACAUUAAUUUACUGUACCAUUUAAUAAUUUCAUUUUAUGUUUUGUUGUGAUUGUUGUUUGAACUUGGUUUAAUUCUUGUAAAUCGUGUAAAAAAAAAAAAAAAAGUAUAAUUAAACAUUCCUUGUCAUGAUGAGUUGAAGAAAAUAAAUUCAUAGUUUUAAA
Molecule: messenger RNA, 4088 nt
Organism: Poecilia reticulata (guppy)
Lineage: Eukaryota; Metazoa; Chordata; Actinopteri; Cyprinodontiformes; Poeciliidae
Gene: ap1ar
Product: adaptor related protein complex 1 associated regulatory protein
Biological process (GO): negative regulation of substrate adhesion-dependent cell spreading; regulation of Arp2/3 complex-mediated actin nucleation; negative regulation of cell motility
Cellular component (GO): endosome
Molecular function (GO): kinesin binding; AP-1 adaptor complex binding
Source: RefSeq, a predicted model, not a curated record